Electrophorus electricus (electric eel) is the source of this 4645-nucleotide messenger RNA. It is a transcript of the gene efr3ba, whose product is annotated as EFR3 homolog Ba (S. cerevisiae). Gene Ontology annotation, biological process: protein localization to plasma membrane. Gene Ontology annotation, cellular component: plasma membrane. Lineage: Eukaryota; Metazoa; Chordata; Actinopteri; Gymnotiformes; Gymnotidae. The record is from RefSeq and is a predicted model, not a curated record.
GAGAGAGAGAGAGAGUGAGGAAGACUGAGCAUGUGUGAAUGUGUGUGUGUGUUUCUCUGGCUGUGACUGACAGAGGGAAAAGUCACUUCCUGCAAAGAAUAGGGAAUUUUUCAAUGUUUCCAUCAAUGUACGGUGUUUGUGGGUGCUGUGGUGCAUUGAGACCACGGUACAAGAGGCUGGUGGAUAACAUAUUUCCAGAUGAUCCAGAGGUAAGAGGACAGUUUGGUGAAAGCUAACAUGGAGAAGCUCAUAUUUUAUGCCCUGUCUGCACCAGAGAAGCUGGACCGCAUUGGUGCCUAUCUGUCAGAAAGACUCUGUAGAGAUGUGGUCCGCCACAGAUAUGGAUAUGUGUGCAUUGCGAUGGAGGCUCUGGAUCAGCUAUUAAUGGCCUGUCACUGCCAGAGCAUUAACCUGUUUGUGGAAAGCUUCCUCACCAUGGUGCGACAACUACUAGAGUCAGACAAACCCAAUCUACAGAUCCUUGGCACCAACUCUUUUGUGAAGUUUGCCAACAUUGAGGAGGACACACCAUCUUACCACCGUAGCUACGACCUCUUCGUUUCCCGAUUCAGUGAGAUGUGCCACUCCAGCUAUGAAGAUCCAGACACUCGCACCAGGAUUCGCAUGGCAGGGAUCAGAGGUUUGCAGGGUGUGGUAAGAAAGACAGUAAAAGACGAGUUGCAGGCGAACAUUUGGGAUCCACAGCACAUGGACAAGAUAGUGCCAUCAUUACUGUUCAACCUACAGCAGGAUGAGAUAACAGAGAGGUCUCCCUCACCUCACACAGAGAAAGAUAAGGAGAGCCCAGUGGAGCUGACUGAGAGGUGUUUCAGAGAACUGUUGGGUCGUGCUGCCUAUGGCAACAUAAAAAAUGCUGUGAAACCGGUCCUCAUGCACCUUGAUAAUCAUUCACUGUGGGAGGGCAAAAGCUUUGCAGUGCAGUGUUUCAAAAUCAUCAUGUACUCAAUUCAGUCCCAACACUCACACCUGGUCAUCCAGCUGCUACUUGGACAUUUGGACGCUAACAGUAAGAACUCCGCGACAGUGAGGGAAGGGAUAGUGGAGGUGAUCUCUGAAGCAGCAGCCAUAGAGGCCAGUGGCUCUAUUGGGCCAACUGUGCUAGAGGUGUUUAACAUACUAUUGAGACAGCUUCAGCUCAGUGUGGACUACGAGCUCACUGGUACCUAUGAGCCUUACCCGAAUGCAGGAAACAAACUCAUCAAAGGCAGUGAGGAAAGGCAGCUCCAGGAGGCUGUCAUCAAAACCAUAGGCUUGUUUGCCAACACUUUGCCCACCUACCAGCGCUCAGAGGUCAUGCUUUUCAUCAUGGGCAAGUUUCCUGUGCCAGAGAUGGAUCCAGCUCUGGGGUCAGCCAACACAGGGUUUGUAGGCAGUAGGAUGAUUCAGAUUAUGCUACUGAAAUCUCUACUGCAGGUGACAGCAGGUUUCCAGACUACAAACAUGCUGACUGCUUUGCCCAGCUCUUUCCUUGAUCCACUGCUAUCCUUCACACUGAUGGAAGAUGUCAAGAUCCGUCUGCUUGUGCUCAAUGUGCUCAUCAGCCUCAUUGAUCGCCAUGACAACAAGCACAAGUUCUCAUCUCUUAGGGUCAUAACUGACGUCUUAACUCUGAAAUUAAAAAUGAACAAGUGCUCAAGGCAGGACAAUCUUUUCAUGAAGAAGCACUCUCAGAGGCUGUACCGCCAUAUCUUCCUGGCCUCUAAAGAGAAGACUAGUGGCCAGGGGCACUUUCAGUCUUUGUACACACUUUUUGGAUUGAUCUGUGUGGAGCUAGCCAAUGAGGAGGUGGUGGUGGACCUGAUUCGACUAGCUUUGGCACUGCAGAACCUGGCCUUGAGUGAAGAGAUUCUUCCAGUGUAUAAUCGCUGUGCCAUCCAUGCACUGUCAGCUGCAUAUCUGAACCUUAUCAGUCAACUGACCACGGUGCCCACCUUCUGUCAACAUGUUCAUGAAGUAAUUGAAGCGAGACGGAAGGAGCUCCCUUUCAUGCUACCAGAUGAUGUCUUCAUGGAGACACCAAAGCUCCCAGAGAAGAUGGUGAAUGUGGAAGGAGAGGUGCUGUUCUCACAGACUAAGAUAGCCGAGAUGCUGGGUGGAAGUGGCUACAGCUCUGAGAGACUGGCAACAUUCUACAUCCCAGAGCUCACUGAUGAAGACAGACUGUCAAAGAGGAAAAGUAUUGGUGACACUAUCUCUUUACAACUUGAGAUGGACUCCAGACAUAGUCCAGAAAAAGAACAGAAAACUCCAGCAGAACAGAUCACAUUUGAAACCCUAAAACAAGCAAUUGUAGAUGAUGUGAUUUUGGAGGAGCAGGAGAGAGAGCGCAGGAGGCAGGUCAUAGAGAGGUUUCAGACUGCUCCAUUUGAGGAGAUUGUGGCUCAUUGUGGGGCUAGGGCUGCUUUGCUACAGAGUAAACUCAAUCAAAUUUUCGAAAUCACAAUCAGCAGGCCUCCUCCUACUCCGUCUGGAUCAGUUGGUAAUGGGAAGAACUGCUCUGUUCCAGUAUACGAGAUGAAGUUUCCUGACCUCUUCUAUGAGAUGAAGUUCCCUGACCUCAGUGUGUACAAACACUGCAGCCAAAUCUCACUACUGCCAUUCUGAAGAGGAAGGUGACAACACCUGUCUUCUGAGCUUUUACACACUGCGGAUGGUCUCAGUUUGCCAAGUAUCCUGAAGUGUUUAGUAAGAAAGACAAAUCAUCCAGCUGAGUAAGAUAAUAUGUAUCUGUGCUCAGUUAGUGCAGAGAACAGGAAAGAACAGAAAAGUAUAGAUUACCUACACCAAAUAUAUUUUUCAUGAGUAUCCAUGUCUAUAUUUUGAAAAGUGAGAUAUGUAUUUCAGUUGUACCUUAGCAUUUCAUAGAGGAUUGAUAUUGAUAAUUUGUGAAUACUUCAAAAGGACAGCAGUUAAUGGAGCUGUUUAAAAUUUUCUCUGGGACAUUGCAAUAGUAGGACAAAGGUCCAAUAAGAUAAUUUUUGUGAGUAGUAACACCAAAGUAAAAGCUAUUCAUUGGUACUGGUAAAAAUGCUUGAAGUAUAUUUGACUACACUGCAGUAAUAAAUUAGAUGUGUUUUUAUUUGUCAGGUGUUUAAUUUUUGAAGAACCAUCAGUGAGGCACAGUUUUCUUUGAAUAAUAUGAAACAAUUGCAAUGCAUAGGCAGGGGCGUAUCAUUACAUGCAUGUUCAGAAUUGUGAUGGUUUUUUAUUCUUAUUAAUUUUUACAUGGUGCAAAAAAUUGUACUGAGAAGCAAUAACACAACGCAUAAGACUAGUAUUUCCCAAUCCAAUUCCUGCUGAACCUUUUUUUUUCUUCUUUUUUUUUAAAACACAUUUUUGCAACAGAUUUAUUAUGUCAAGCCAUGACUCAGGUGAAGUAGAGUGAAUGUUUAGAGCGUAAUCUUUAGUCUCUGGGAUAUAUAGCCUUUAUUUAAGGUGAAAUUGAUCUGUGUACCAUAUCAUCUAGACAGAAAAUCUUGAAUGUCUAUUGAAUUACAGUAGUACUUUCACAGUGUAUAUAUUACAGAAAUACAAUGUAGAGAUGUUUAUAAAAUAGUUAUGUAACCAAUGAAAGCCUUAAAGCCAUUGAUUGCAAACAUUGUAAUGUGAUGGACAGAGGAGUGAUCAUAAGCGCUUCUUGUACUAUAUAUACCAGAUAUUUUAGAAUUAUAUCAAAAAUAAUUAAUUUGGUUAUAAUGAUUUUACUGCAUGAAAUUAAAUUCAGUAAAACGUGAAAACAGUAACGGCCUUGAUAUUGUUUAUAUAUUUUUUUAGGUUUUUCCCCACAAAGUACUAUAUAUAAUUACACAUGUGUUUUCCUGAAGAAUGCACAUAAUCCUUCAGAUUUCAAUAUUGUGUGCAUGUGCAUAUGCUACAAAAUGUACUAUAAUUGUGAUAGCUGUGAAAUAAAAAAGGUGUUAUUUUGUAUUCUUUUCUGUUUGCCACAAAGUAGAAAGGCAUAUGCUAUAUUUUUAUGUUUAUGUUUAGUCAACUCUAUGGUGAGGACUGUGUUCUGAUUUAUUGUGAGAACUGUGUACAGGAGUGACUUUACAAAUAGGGGGUAGUGAUUCUGUACCUUUAUUUAUUAAUAUAAUCAUCUUGAAGAAAAUAAUAUAGUUCCUAAAUAAUUUUUCAAGUUGCUUUUCAAAUGUAAGGGUGUUUGCUUUUUACUAAUACUUUUUGUUGGGAGACACAUUGAUUUACCUUUCAGGAUUUCAGGAAGUCAACAUGAUCAGAACAUAUUUUUCCUUUAGAUUAUGAAAUUAGUGAUCUUGACAUUUUACAUUGUUUUUUCAUGUUUUUCAAAAACACUCAAUAUUUUUUUUGACAGAUUUGGGUGAUUUUUCAUUCUACAGAUUCAACUUGUAAUUUGAAGUAUUCAUUUAUGGUUAGCUUUUUCAUAUUCAACAAUAUAAUAUUUAUCUCAAUAAAUAAAAUGCUUCACCCUUAGCCUCUAACCAACAAUUAAUCACCACAGCAUUUCUAUGUACAGUAGUGAGUAUUUAUUGAUUACAUUGUGAAUGUACUGCUGGCCAUGAGAACAAAGUGCUAUUUGUCAAAAAGUUUUCCCACUGUCCUAAAUCUGAAUCUAACAUUGUCUGAAUCUAACAUUUUCUGUCUAUGA